Molecule: messenger RNA, 876 nt
Organism: Aplosporella prunicola CBS 121167
Lineage: Eukaryota; Fungi; Ascomycota; Dothideomycetes; Botryosphaeriales; Aplosporellaceae
Exons: 2
Coding region: 1-876 (291 amino acids)
Molecular function (GO): zinc ion binding; nucleic acid binding
Source: RefSeq, a predicted model, not a curated record
AUGUUCCGCGGCUCCGGCCGCUCCAGGGCCACGCCCUCGACCACUUGCCAAAAGUGCCUGAAAAAAGGCCACUACAGCUACGAGUGCAAAGCCUCCGCCCAGGAGCGCCCCUACCUUAGUCGUCCCAGCCGCACCCAGCAGCUCUUCAACCCUAAGCUCGUGCCCAAGCUCAACAGCGACGUCCCCAACGACCUGCUGCGCAAAAAAGGCGUCGCCGACGAGCAGCUAGCCAAGAAAGCUGAAGAGCGGGGCCGCAAGCACGCCCGCGACGAAGACGACUACCCAGCCGCAUCCCGCAAGCGCUCGCGGUCCGCCUCAGCCUACUCGUCCUCUUCCGUCUCUACCAUCUCCACGAACCGCUCGCCCUCGCGCUCCCCCUCCCCGCGUCGCGACGUCGCCCCAAAGCGCCACCACAGCCACGCAGCAGACGAUCGCAAACGGCGCCGACGCUCUGUCAGCUCCGACGCCUUUUCCAACCGGGACGAGGCUCUGCCACACAAGGGCGAGCGAAAUACCAGACGGAGGCGGAGCUCGAUGAGCCCAGUGGAACGCGGACGGCGCAGGAGCAGGUCCUCAGUCUCUGACCGCGACAACAUCUCGAGGAGCGACAUUGAAAGAUCCGCCUCUCCCCCACAGCACCGUGAUCGUAGGCCCCGUCGGAGCUCGCCCAGGACGACGCGUUAUCAGAGCCCUCCGUCGGGCCGUGGGGGCGUUGCUCCCCCUCGAGGCGCUGAUGAGCCCAGAGAGAGGCCGCACCGACCGCCUCCAGCUGUGGCGAGCGCUCCUAGCCCUCCUCGCAGCUUCAGGGAGAGGAGUCUAAGCCCAUACAGCAAGCGCCUGGCAUUGACGCAGAACAUGGGCACAGGCGGGCGUUAA